CACGCGCGUCGCGAAGAAUAGCCGUUGAUAUAUCAUCUCUUUACGGCGCCCCGUGAAGACUCUCCGAGGCGACCGCGUUUCGAAAUAUCUUAUUUCCCCGCCGCGCCUGGAAUCUGUCUGGCGCGCUUAUGCCAGUUGGAUCUCCGGCUGUGCAUAGCGUCUUUGUGUGCCUCGGACGCUGGCGCUAGCGCAAAGGCCCUGAGCAUCGUGUAUGCUUGCCUAUACGGAAUACUUGAUCCGGCAUGCAUCGUGGACAACCUAAACAGCAGAACCGAAGAGUGUGUCCUGCCACACUUCUCGCGUAUUUCGGCAUCGGCGUCGUGGUGGUGAGUGGUUCCGCUGCCGUGAAAGAGACAGGUGAAGGUAUCUGUACAUCUGUGGGAAAUUUCUGCAACACCUCCAAAUGCUUGCCCAAUGCGAACGCCACGUCCUUUACGUGCAAGUGCGACACUGGACAACAACAAUAUUUCAAUGCCACCGCUCGGCGGUGCUAUCAUUUGCACUCUUGCUUGCACAACCAAUGUCUUCACUCAACGUGCGAGGACGGGGACGGAUACCGUGAAGCUAAGUGCAUACUUGAAGACGGCGCUGACCCUCAAGCAAUUCGUAAGCGCAUUUGCGUUGAUAGCGGGGGACGAGUGAAAGAACCUGAUGGUGAAGCCGAGUUCGAGUGCGUAUGUCCUCAACGGUCUCAACUACUCAGUGGAUCAUCUUGUCUUCCUGACAGAAACUGCACCCCGGAAGAAAUCAGCAAAUGUGCGGAAAGAGGGCGCCAAUGCGUUCUUCUGGGAGCAGAAGCGCAGUGCAAGUGCCCGGAUGACUCAAUCGAGCUUGCAGACAGGUGCUCCGAUAAAUGCACCAUCGAAAAACAAACUGAAUGCCGCACACCACUGAGCUCGUGUAUUGUGCGGGCUGGCAAGGAAACGUGUCGCUGUCUUCCUCCACUCCAGUGGAAUUCUACUUCCAGGCGUUGCAUACCAGCGAACGAAUUCAAAUACACCAUUCAGUUCAAAGUCCACCCAGAAGAACCAGAACAAGAAGGAACGUUGGCACAUUGCAACGACACAGCAUGGUUGGCGAAUGCACAUGAAGCUAUGAAAAACUUAUACGGGAAAUUGCUCACGAAGACUGCAGUGCACGAAUGUGGGGAGAUUGCGACUGUGAAGCUGACGUUUUUGGAGGAACCUAAUCGAUAUGUGCUUCGAAGGAUUCACCUUUGCGAAAUAAGAGCCAGUAGUAGCGGAUGCUUCUUCCCACCGUCCUUACGUAUCGUCAAAGGAAGCGUUUCAGGUCCAGACCCUGUUGACGUAUGCACCGAGUACUUCAGAGACGUCCACAAAAACACAAAUGGUUCCUAUUAUUGCACUGUUGAAGAAAAUGGACGCUAUACUCUUCGCUGCAAUGGUGGCGAUGUCGCUGACAAGAUUGCCAAGGUCGUUCUGGAAGUUCAGCACUGCCGAGGCACCAAGCAUCCUGAUAAAAGUAGCGCUUCAAUCUGGUAUGCAGCGAUCGGAAUAGUGAGCGUUGCUUUCUUUGCAAUAGCGCUGCUCUUACUCUGCACCUUCAAGCAACGUAUUUAUUUCUACUACCGUGUCUCCUCGGACGAGGUGCCAUCGGAUACUGUGAAGUAUCGAGCAUAGCUUGAGACAACAAUCAUAGGGAAGCCAAGAAGCAGGUGUCAGAGUGCAAGGCAAAAACAACGGAGUUGUUGCGGCGAUGAAGCAGCGACAGCCCAGCAUGCAUAUUCGACACUGCCCACUUGGCUGUGAUGUUUGAGUGUUGUACCUGCAUUAUUUAUGCAUAUAUAGUCAUCUCUGUCAUCUGUAAUUCGCGCAGCUCUGCAUAUCUAGUUCAGUGAGCAUUUCCAGUAGCAGGUCCCGACUACGGAGACAUUGGGCGAAAGAGAAAGCGAGCGAGAGUCAUCGUGUAAAUAUAUUUAAUGAAUCCAUAAUACUUGCGAAUACGCACUACAGACUACUAGCGGUUGUCCGGUGUCGUUCUGUUUGGUAAAUGCAUUAACUUCACGUGUAAAUAUAUGUCGUACUGCCAAAAAGGAAAGCACAAUAUAUGGUAGUUUUCCUGCCUUCAAGCCCUCAAAGGAGUACGCGAACACUGCCCAAAUAUUGUGAGUUUUCGGUCAUGUUCGAGUCCUACUCUUGUAGGGCAUUGUCAGUUUAGUGCUAGUCAGUAAAGAACCUGCUCAGGGCUCGUACUAGGGCCCAUUAUAGUUGGUUACAACAUAAGAACGAAUACAAGCUCCGCCGCUAGAACUGCGGCGCGCCUGCCAUACACCUGUGCAAGAGAGUCGUGCUAGGUGGUUUCCGUUCACACCUUUAGUACUUUUUGACUGCUAAUGUGAAUAUUACGCAUAUUAACGCAUACUAAAAGUCUGUCACACAUACCUAAGUUAUUACGUUUGGCCGAGAUUGGUGUUGGAAUGUUUCCUGAAAUUUGGCAAGACGCUGAAGUUUUCAAAUGAAAACCAGUCACACUAAGUUGUGUCUGUAUGGGAGAAUCGCCUACCUGAAAUACGCGAAAGUUGUUUGAUGUCAUAGAAAUGAGCAAAUGCGACUGGAUAGGGCGUCUAUGCAAAUUCUUUCCCGGUGAAACAGCGAUUGUUGCAGGAGCAGCUGAUUCAAUCUUUGGUUGUAGUCGACUAUAGUUGGCCAGCAGGAGCAGUAACAGGAGUUAGCUUCAUUAUUAAUCAAGUCAACAAAUGUACCUGGUUAGCCUUCGCGCGUUCUCAGAUCGUCUCCUGAGAAAUCGGGGAAGCGGUUAAAACGUAGUGGUUACAAAAGGGGACAGUUCCUACAGGGUGUGCCUAUAAAAUUUUUUCCGGCUGAAUUGGGGCAGGGGUUCACCCCCUCUUUAUGUAUGUUCGUGCGUGUGUUUGUAUGUGUGUGCACAUACAAACACAAACACACCCAUAGACACGUACAAAAUGUAAAGAUUUCUGGGAAGAUAGUGUUUGAAACCCCCCGACUGGCUACCCCCCCUCCCUCUAACUACCCCACUUAGCGCCGUGAAGAGAUAGGGCAGCUGUAGGUAUAAUUUUAAGAAAUUAUUCUAAUCGAUACAAUAGUUGCGAACCAUGUCCCGUUGCAUGCAGCAAACGCAUGCAUUACGCCUACCUUUUUAUUUUUGAAUGGUUUUUGGCCGAGGGUAACACUUGAGAGAAUCGUAUUUUGGUAGUCAGAUUCUCUAUUAGCCCCUUUAUAACUGCCACCUCACAAGGGGAAUCAUGCUAAGACAACCCAUACGAAAUGCACAAGAAUUAAGAUGAGCUGUGACGCGUGGGUGUAGGUGUUCGUUUUCUUUUAAUUCAUGAUUUUAUGUGUACUCAUUGAGAACAUCAAUCUACUGCUGUGGCCCCGCAGCUUGUUCCUGUAUCCGACAUUCCACUAGACCAAACUGAACUAGUAUCAAGCCCUCUUGAAGACACGGGUAGCAGGCUAAUACUCGCUAGUUACAAACCUAACAGUUCUGAGUAAUUGUUAACUUAAUAAAUAUCCUCAGACGAUGUUUAGUCACGAUGUUCAACAGAAGCAAUUGAUUGGUUUCAUUUUCCACGUGCUUAGUUCCUUCGUGUGUUGUGUGAUAUCUUACUAUGAGCAGCUCUUCUUAUUCAUUAGCUGUUUUGCAAAAUGUUAUAUUGUCAUAAAGCUGAUUCUAAUACAGCUUUAUUUUGUUUAUAAGUCGCGUUAUCAGUGAGAUGCAUGAGUGCGAGAUAUCAUCGCUAUUGAGCCAUCAUUAACAUGAAUAAGUCUUGUGUUGCGGAGGCUUUCUGACCAACUAAUGAAACAUGUUUGCAAAUGUUUGCAGGAGCCUCGUAGAUUGCUUGGAGUACGUAUAUAGGUUCCAUUUCGCCUCGUCGAACCCAAGCAUGACGGUCAAAUGGCGACCCAGCCAUGUUCUUUCAUUUUUUUACCUACACAAGGAAUUGCUUGAGUGUUAAGGUCUGGUUGUGUGGGCAAUAAAAUUGAAUUUAUUUUCACA
Molecule: messenger RNA, 3996 nt
Organism: Rhipicephalus sanguineus (brown dog tick)
Lineage: Eukaryota; Metazoa; Arthropoda; Arachnida; Ixodida; Ixodidae
Product: glycoprotein antigen BM86
Exons: 13
Coding region: 243-1640 (465 amino acids)
Source: RefSeq, a predicted model, not a curated record